UCCCCCUUAUAUGAACAGAUACCAGAUGUUAAUAAUCAAUCAAUACAGCGGUCACCAUGAUUGGUCAGCACUGGUCAAUGACAGUUAAAGACAAUAAACCGCCCAGGCCAGUGUCCCAUGUUGAGGUAGUUUCUAGUUUCAAACAGGAUGUCUGACUUGGCCAUGUCUUUGGCCCAAAGGUCAGCUCUGCCCAGACCUAACUAAGACCCUCUGGAUCUUAGUUAGGCAUUUUAAAACAACACCAUAAAUACCUUAAGACAAUCUGUGUGUCCUUUCUACAGAGUUUAACAUCACAGAACCUCAGUUUCUGUCUAUAACAAAGGAACUUACUUUUUACCGCUUAAAGAAACAGAUAUUGUAACUAUGUCAAUAAUUGCCAUUACAAACUGCAGUGAUACUUCACCUCAUACAGUAUAACAUUUCGUGAUAGUUUCGUGACAUUACCCAGUAGCUCGAGAACAGCUAUGUCACAUGCCAUCACACUUCUGGUAAGACGAGAUUUUUGGUGUUUUGUGAAAAAUACUGUGACAAAUCAAUGUCCAAGCUUUGCUAGAUGUGAUGAUUUUUUGAUGAUAUUUUCCGUGUUCGUUACACAGAGCGAGAGCCCUCUUCUUAUCGUUGCGAUUUUUGUCACCGGGAUUGGUGGGACGUUCCAGUAUGGGUUUCAAAUAUCCGUUAUGACUUCACCCUCCUCUUUCAUUAAGGAUCUGGUGAACGCAACCUGUGAGCAGCGGUACGGUCUCUCCCUGGAACCCCAGGAGAUCAAUCUCAUCUGGUCUUUCCUCGUCUCCGUGUUCUGCAUCGGUGGUCUCCUGGGGAGCCUGUGUGCUGGAAGGCUAACGGCAGAAUACGGAAGGAAGAGAUGCCUGUUGUUUAACAACUUUGUGGCCAUUAGCGCUGCUGUGCUGAUGCUGCUCAGCAAAACGGCCAUGUCGUUUGAGAUGAUCCUUGUAGGACGAUUCCUGUAUGGCAUAAAUGCAGGUGUCAGUCUCAGUGUUCACACUAUGUACCUGGUGGAGUGCGCCCCCAAGAGGCUAAGGGGGAUGGUAGGAGUGUCUGUCGCAACCUUCGUCUCCCUGGGGAAGUUCUGUGGUCAGCUCCUGGGACUCAGUGAGCUGUUGGGGACGGAGACAGGCUGGCCUUGGCUCCUGGCGUUCUGCGGUGCCACGGCGACGCUCCAGCUCCUCACCCUGCCCCUCCUCCCAGAGUCUCCUCGCUACCUGCUGCUGGAAAGGGGGGAUCGGCAGGGCUGUGAGCAAGCCGUCCGCAGGCUGUGGGGCAGCAGCAGGGACCACGGCGAGGAGGUGGAGGAGAUGCUGCAGGAGCACGCCGCCCAGCAGGGGGUCCGCACGCACACCGUGCUGGAGUUUCUUCUGGAACGCACCCUGCGGUGGCAGCUCGCCACGGUCCUCGUCACCUUCUCCGCCCUGCAGCUGUGUGGCAUCAAUGCUGUGUACCUGUACUCCUUUGAUGUGUUCCGAGAGGCGGGCAUCCCUGCCCACCAGCUGCGCCACGUCGCCUUGGGAACGGGGCUGUGCGAGAUCUCCGUCUCCUUGGCUUGCUGUCCCGGACGCAUGGGCAAGCAAAUAUGGUCGUGGACAUACUGGCUAAGGACAACUCACUGGUUAUUGUGGGACCACAGCGCCUCCGUGUGGUAUGUAGGUGUAGUGUGUAGCGGUGCUCAGACUGGUAAUCCUGUUUGUUUCCUGUACCUGCUCCAGGUGAUGGUGAUUGAGAGCACAGGGAAGAAGCUACUUCUCUUUAGGGGAUUACUCUGCAUGGCUGCCACCCUUGGCCUCCUGACCAUCACUCUCUACCUGCAGACUCAGGUCUCCUGGAUGCCCUACUGCAGCAUGGCCCUCAUCUUCCUCUUCAUCCUCUUCUUCUCCAGUGGACCCGCUGGAGUGACUGCCCCCCUGCCUGGUGAGAUCUUCACCCAGUCCUUUAAACCGGCAGCCUUCACCGUAGGGUGCACCCUCAACUGGACCGGCCUCUUCCUCCUGGGCAUGCUCUUCCCCCUCAUAGUGGAGUAUCUGGAUUACUUUUGUUUUCUCAUCUUCCUCGGUGUCUGCCUUCUCUCUGGGCUGUUUGUGUGGUACAACGUUCCCGAGACCAAGAACCGCACUGUCCUGGAGAUCACCGCAGACUUCUACAGGAUGCAUUCUAAAACAGGCCUGUCUGAGGAGGCCAAACCCAAACAGCCUGAGGCCACAGGCACCGUGUCUUCAUGUAAAACCACCAAACUCUAACCAAAGAUCGUGUGAUUUGGGGGAUUGCGUGUAACUGUCUGGUAGUUAAACCCUUAACUCAAGCUUUUUAGGUUUUCUGGCUGAACCACAGAUCAAUACUUGUGUCUAGUCUGAGCAGGAUAUUCAGGAGGAAUUAUUGGGAUUUUCAUGGGGUUGACUCUUGACAUGAUUAGAUGUUAAUGCUACACCCAGCCACAAAGACAGGGAGAGCUACAACCAUGGUCGAGUUACAUUACUGGACAAGAUCAGUUGUGCUUAAGUUUCAGUGAUAAGUAUUUCGACAUUUGCUGUCUGAACUGUAACAAAUAUCUACAGGCAAAAAUAAAAUAAAAAACAUUUUAACUUG
Hypomesus transpacificus is the source of this 2595-nucleotide messenger RNA. RefSeq names its product solute carrier family 2 member 11, like (gene slc2a11l). Gene Ontology annotation, biological process: monosaccharide transmembrane transport. The coding region runs from base 465 to 2249 and encodes 594 amino acids. Gene Ontology annotation, cellular component: membrane. The record is from RefSeq and is a predicted model, not a curated record. The transcript has 11 exons. Gene Ontology annotation, molecular function: hexose transmembrane transporter activity. NCBI's taxonomy places the organism in Eukaryota, Metazoa, Chordata, Actinopteri, Osmeriformes, Osmeridae.